Menidia menidia (Atlantic silverside) is the source of this 1686-nucleotide messenger RNA. NCBI's taxonomy places the organism in Eukaryota, Metazoa, Chordata, Actinopteri, Atheriniformes, Atherinopsidae. The record is from the annotation of a GenBank genome assembly.
AUGGAUAUUGGAGGACUUACCACUGUAGUAGCAAAUUCUGCUUACAUCAAUGCCCGUGGAAGCAUUGAUGGCUCCAACCCCACCGCGGCUCGGGAUAAGAAGUACCACGCUCGCCUCAAACUGCCCCACAUCACCGUCUGCGAGGGCUUGAGGGACACCCUAGAUUUGGCUUUCGACACAGUCUGCGUGGAGCAGCCCAUCGGCAAACGCCUCUUUAGGGAAUUUUUGGAUGCAAACCAAGAGUAUCAUGGGUCUUGUCGUUUGUGGAAAGACAUCGAGGACUACGACCUGGCGGAGGACUCGGAGAGGGCAAAGAAAGCCUCAAAGAUUGCUUCACGGUACAUGGACGCAUCUGCCAAACACUACUGCCCAUACCUGCCUGAGGAAACCAUAGCGAAGGUGAAGGAGAAAAUGGAGGCGGUGGGGGAUGACUUGUUUGUGGACGCGUUGGCCAAAACACUGGACUACCUGAGAGAGGCCCCCUACACCUUCUUCCUGGAAAGCAUGUAUCUGAAGAGGUAUCUGCAGUGGAAGUGGCUGGAGAUGCAGCCCAUGGAUGCAGACUGGUUCCUGGACUUCCGUGUGCUGGGGAAAGGUGGGUUUGGGGAGGUCUCUGCCUGUCAGACGAAAGCCACAGGAAAACUGUAUGCCUGCAAGAAACUCAACAAGAAGAGGCUGAAGAAGAGGAAAGGCUAUGAGGGGGCGAUGGUGGAGAAGCGCAUCCUUGAGAAGGUCCACAGUCGCUUCAUUGUGUCACUGGCGUAUGCUUUUCAGACAAAGGAAGAGCUUUGUCUGGUCAUGACCAUCAUGAAUGGAGGAGACCUCAAGUAUCACGUCUACCUGGUGGACGAGAACAACCCUGGCUUUGAUGAGCCCAGAGCCUGUUUUUACAUCGCUCAGAUCAUCCAGGGCUUGGAGCAUCUCCACCAGAAAAGAAUCAUCUACCGCGAUCUCAAACCGGAGAACGUGCUGCUCGACAACGACGGCAACGUGCGUAUCUCUGACUUGGGUCUUGCUGUGGAGCUGAAAGAAGGCAAAACAAUGACUAAAGGCUAUGCGGGGACACCAGGAUACAUGGCUCCUGAGAUGCUGAAAGGAGAGAAAUACGACACUUCAGUGGACUACUUUACCUUGGGGGUGACUUUGUUUGAGUUCAUUUCUGCAAAGAAUCCCUUCAGAAACAGGGGAGAGAAGGUUGAACGCGAAGAGAUGAAGGAGCGCAUGCUGACCCGGGAUGUGGCCUACCCGGACAACUUCAGCGAGCACGCCAAGUCCCUGUGCGAGGGGCUGCUGGCCAGAGAGGUGGACAAGCGGAUGGGUUUCAAGAAUAACUGCUGCGAUGAGAUCCGAGCGCACCCAUUUUUUAAAGACAUCAACUGGCGGAAGCUGAACGCAGGUAUACUACCUCCUCCUUUUGUCCCCGACCCCAAAGUGGUGUACGCUAAGAGUCUGGAUGACGUCGGGGCGUUCUCCUCGGUGAAGGGGGUCAACUUGGAGGAUCCCGAUAAGACCUUUUUUGACGAGUUUUCCUCGGGCAACAUCCCCAUCCCUUGGCAGGAGGAGAUGAUCGACAUGGGCAUUUACGGAGAGCUUAACCUCUGGGGCCCUGACGGCACCAUCCCCAACGACCUCCGCAGAGAGUCCAUCCUAGAGCAGCCGAAGUCAUCCACAUGCUGCGUAUCGUAA